Molecule: messenger RNA, 2013 nt
Organism: Penaeus vannamei (Pacific white shrimp)
Lineage: Eukaryota; Metazoa; Arthropoda; Malacostraca; Decapoda; Penaeidae
Product: galactosylceramide sulfotransferase
Biological process (GO): glycolipid biosynthetic process
Cellular component (GO): membrane
Molecular function (GO): galactosylceramide sulfotransferase activity
Source: RefSeq, a predicted model, not a curated record
AGUGUGUCUUUAGAUUUCCCGGACAUAGUGGCGCGAAACGUUUACCAUGAGGUCGCAGAUUAGAAAAGCGGCAGGACUCACAAUAAUGAUUUGCCUGAUAUUCCUUACUAUUCAUUUAUCCGGAAAACGACGAGAAAGACAAAUGAGAGUGAUGCAGCCGACGCUAUUCCCUGGACCUUUGGGGAACCAAGAAGGACCAAGGAAGUCGUGUGUCCCUCAGAAUUCAGUGUAUUUCCUCAAGAUUCCGAAAUGCGCGUCCACUACUAGUUUCCAGAUUUUCGUCGCGUACGGAGUCAAGCAUGGCCUGAACUUCGCCCUACCGCAUCUGCCGCCAGAGUAUCAUGGUUCUCCCGACGGUCGCUACGACAUGGUCGUAUACCACACAUUGUUCGACAAGGAGAGAGCGCAACAGAUGGUGAAAGAAUCAGCCAAAUAUGUCGCAGCUAUACGGGAACCAGCAUCUCGCUUCGAGUCCAUGUGGUAUUUUGCAGAAUAUGAAAAGAAAUUUGGCAUGACUCUUUCUGCCUUUGCAAAAGCGCAGCAGUACGCAUCAACUCCGCAGAGGAAACUCAACACUAUUGCUUCUUUUUUCGGCGUCAAAGAUCCCAGCGACCGUGCAACAGAAAGCGAGAUGCAUAGCAAGGCAAAAGGGCUGAAUGAGACCUUUGACUUGGUCAUGAUUGCUGAGAGGUUCGACGAGUCCCUGGUCCUCCUGAAGCACCUCAUGUGCUGGGACACUCAAGACAUCGUUUAUGUCAAAGCUAAGAUUCGGAGUGCGUCUUAUAGGCCUAAGUCCUCAGAGGCUAUUAUGGACAGGCUUCGAGAACUGAACAGACAGGAUGUCAUUCUGUACAAGUUCUUCAGUGAAGUGUUUGAGGAGAAAGUGAAAGCCUUUGGCGAGGAAAGAAUGCGGAGGGAAGUCGAGGAUCUUCGCCAAGCAAAUGCUCGACUUCUGGAAGACUGUGGAGCUGAACUCAGUGGAUCAUCCAAGACUGUGAAAACUUGGCGAGUAACAAGCAAUUCGAGUAUUUGUAAGAUGAUUUCACUGUCGGGGUCUAAUAUCAUAAAGCAACUUAUAAGAAGGCAGAAGAUAUGGGUGUCUAGUAACUUUACAUAUGACCUGUUGACAUGGACUUUUAUUUAAGUGAAAACGGAAAGGCUAAAAGGAAUAUACAUGAAAGGAAAGAUGGUAGUCUAUAGAAAAAGAACUUUUAUCAUUCUUUAAAAACUUACCCUUAUAUAGUUAUACAUUUCACUGUUAAUACCAAUGCCUAUGAAUGCUUAAUAACUAGUCCAGGACCGUAUAUGCUCACAUAAUUACACUGAUGUUUCUUUUCUUUCAUAGUCUAAAACUUCUUGCAUUACCUGUAAUCUACACCCUGACUUCUUUCAUUUCACAAGUAUUGCAUCGAACCUACGUGUUCGAAUACAGCUUGGAGCCAGCAACGAGAAAAAAAAUCCUUUAUUACAAUUCGAGUUACCAGAUCAAUCUCAUGAAUUACUCAUUUAAUAGUCAGCCAAGUACUCAAAAUGUUUUUUGAUAUACAUUUACACGAAAUUAUUAUCAUGCGUCAGGUGAAUGUUAUGAUAAUCAGAUUCACACUUUGGUUUCAUCAUAUUUUCAUUAUGAUUAUUAAUACUUCAUGUUUAUAUUUAAGACGACCAACAUUUACAUUUCAUUGUUAAGAGUCAGAUAUCAUGGAUACUCUCAUUAGUUUUGUAUAAACAGAUGUAUUUGAGGUUUCCAAUCUGCUUAUAUUCCUUUUGAUUUUCUAGCUAGUAUUUUCAGCAUAAAAAAAAACGCUGGUUUUCCUUUAUAAUUUAUCUGUGGUCAGCUUUUAGUUCUAAUUCCAAAGAAAAAUACCUGAAAUGCAACACACUAUUUUUCUUAAUUGUUUCAAUUAACGGUUUAACGGUUUUCAUGUCGCUUUGAUAUGUUUUUUUUUUUUUCUAUUGCUGUAUAAGAUCAUAGCAAUAAAUGAAAUUGAUACUUUGCUUUACCGUUUAGCCUGA